Molecule: messenger RNA, 1051 nt
Organism: Quercus robur (English oak)
Lineage: Eukaryota; Viridiplantae; Streptophyta; Magnoliopsida; Fagales; Fagaceae
Exons: 5
Coding region: 294-797 (167 amino acids)
Source: RefSeq, a predicted model, not a curated record
CUAAAUUUUCUUUCUCUCACCCAACCCAUGACCGAGUGUUAUAUAUUAACAAAUAACAUACCUUUACUUCCGUAGUGUACCACAGGCAAAAAAAGAAAGGAAAAAAGCAGAAACAGAGAGAGUCUCUGAUCCUAAGAGUAAGACAGAGGGAGCACCCAUCGUCUGGCUGAGAGUGAACAAAUAUAGGUUGGAUGUUUCCCUCAAACUGUUUGAAGAAAUUCCUGAACCAAAGUUCGUAUCACCAAAACUCAUCAAAAAGGGUUUGAGUAGGUUGUGUAAGAUUUAUAUAUACAAUGAAGCUGAAGGUAGUGUCCAAGAAAAUCUAUGAUUAUGUGCGCCAUGAUCUCAAAGAAAUUGCUUUCCCUUCUUCCUUGCCUGAUCCUCCUCACAUCAAAAAGCGCCCAAAACUCACUUGGCGUGACCGAUUCUUGAUAUUAAAGGAGGCUUCUAGGCUUUAUGCUGCAAGUUGGGUACGUGACAUUGGUCCGGAUCUUCGGCCAAAUGAUUAUAAGAAGUUUGACGAGGAUGAGAGUGAGAGUAAGCCUAAUGGAGCAAAGGGUGGGACUACUAAGGAGAGAGAACCGUCAACGUUGGAGGAUCUUGCUGUGGCUGCGAGAGGGGGAAUGGAGACACUAAGGCCUGCUUUGCAACGGGUGUACAUGACAAGAGCUUCUGCCUACAGAGAUGCUCUCAAAAGUUUUAUACAGGGCUAUCAAGAAGGUGUUCAACAGGUCAUGGAGAAGAAGGAUGAUUCUAAAUCUGAACAGGAAGGCAAUGCGCCAAAAAAUUCACAUUGACAUAAUGUAGGAAGCAAUAUAUAUGUUUCUUCUUUUCUAGUGCGUAAAAUAAUCACUCAACUUGUAGAGCUUUGCUAGAGCUCAGAUUGUAGGGAACUACUAGCAUGAUCGACUCAAAUUUAAGAGUUUUUCCAUAGUGUAAACAAACACUUGAGAGCUAUGAAUAGUCUGGAAAUUCUUUUGUACAUAUAAUGUACAUAUAAUGUCUUUUGAAAUACCUGUCACUUGGUAGUGCUGAAGUCGUUAUUUUGCCA